Molecule: messenger RNA, 1194 nt
Organism: Scheffersomyces coipomensis
Lineage: Eukaryota; Fungi; Ascomycota; Pichiomycetes; Serinales; Debaryomycetaceae
Exons: 1
Coding region: 1-1194 (397 amino acids)
Molecular function (GO): protein binding
Source: RefSeq, a predicted model, not a curated record
AUGAGUAAAAGGCUGCUAAUUCAAGAUCAUGAUGAAGAUCAAGAUGGUACAACCAAUAUCAAUAAACGAAUAAAGAUAACAUAUGAAUUGGUGGAUCUUCCUGUUGAUAUUCUUCAUUCGAUUUUCAGUUAUUUGACUAGCGAAGAUAUUGCAAAUGUAUCGAUGAUUGAUUCUUAUUACAGACAGAAUUUUAUUCUAUUUCUAUUUAACAGAAUCAAAACUACAUGGCAUAAUUUAUUAGCUGAAUUUGAAAGCAAAGCAAAUUUCUUUUUAAGAUAUAAAUAUUUAAUUGAACAAGUACGAAUAAUCGAUUGUUACUCGUAUGGUGAAUGGCAUAUCAAUAUAUUUGACAAUUAUUUGAAUUUGUUGCCCAAUUUAACUCGGGUAAUCAUUAAUUCAAACAAUUCUUCCAAUUGGAUAAAAUAUAGACAGAAUGAAAAAAUACAUCAAUUAACGCUUUAUCUAGAUAAAGACCAUUUCGAAACCCAGCAUUUACAAAAUCAGCCCAGAAAUGUUAGCGUCAAGCCUUUGGCAUCCCAUUCAAUUCAACCUAGAAUCUUCCAUAUCGACCACAUUAAGGAUUUUCCUUGUCUACGAAAGUUAAAUCUUGAUAAUUACCAUUUCAAUUGGGAAGUUAAUGAAUCAUCGUCUCUGUUUUAUCAUUUAGUCGAAUUGAAUCUAACCAAUUGCACUUGGGAAUAUCCAUUUAAACUAUCACAAUUUAAUAUGGAUAGAUCAACUCUUGCUAUACUCAAUAUUAAGUAUUUUAGUAACAAUUCAUUCAUACUUUCUGAAAGAUUUAAUGAGUUCCUAUUGAACCUUGAAGAAAAUUUCCAAAGUUUAGCCAAUCUACAAUUAACCAUAGAUCAGGACAAUUCAAUCAACCCUACUCAAUCCAUUUCCUGGGAAAGAAGACUCCCGUCAAAUAUAUUCGAUAAAAUUCUAAACAAAAGCUAUUUUCCAUAUUUAAAACACGUUAAAUUGUUUGGUUGGUAUAUUAAUCUCAGUAAUGUUAAGAACAGUCUAAGAAAGCUAGAUGUCAAAGAACUUAAUCACAUUGAGGUUAUAAAUUUAAAGCGAGUUAAUAAUAUUAACAACAACAACAGUAAUGAUAAUGACGACCAAGAUCUUGCUAUAUUACAUGACAUUCUUGAUGAAUUGAUGACCUACUCUAUAAAAUUAAUAACUAAUUAG